GCGGGCAGCGCGCGUGCGCGCGGCCGGCCACCCGGAGCCCGUCAGUCGGCCGCGAGCAUCGGGCCCCGACAUACCUUGCCCAAAAAUCCGCCGCCUAAAGGUACCCACCACACCCGUACUAUUUUAAAACCGUUCGAGACAUCGCGCAUGCGAAUAUCGAUCCGCCUCACUCGGAAUGGUCCCCGUAUCUAGGUUAACCGGCUAAAAUUAAAGGUGCGUUCCGAAUUCAAGGUUGUAACCGCCGGCGCAGCUCCGAAAUAGAGCUAUCGUGCAUGGAAAAUGGAAAAUAUGUACCCAACGCACGUUGUCUUUAAGGGCGAUUAUCGUGUGCGUCACAGGCCGUAAUGGCGGUCGGGAAUUAUGUAAGAAUCGUACGUUGUUGUUUGAAAAAAAAAUGAAAUUCGUAUGUGUAAGUGUAGGCUGAGGUCCUCUGUCGAUACGUCCGUCGAUGUUGAAUCGAUAGAGUAGCGUGUAACCGUGGUAUACCGCGAGUGUCGUUGUUGUUAGCGCGGAACCUUUGCUUUCUGUCAAUGUAACGUUUUGGGAGUGUCUCAGGAUGAGCAGUAUGUUUCGUGGCAUGAUUGACCGCCGUGUUAUUGCAGGUUAAUGUGCCACGAGACGAGUGAGAGAGACAGACCAUCCCAACACUCCCUUUAAAACGCCUUAUAUGGAGCGGGACGGGUAUACCACGCGUGCUCCGCCGCGUAUCAAAACACACAAAAGCCGCGGAUGUAGGUAAUAGCACGGGAGCUGAAUAGCCUUUUAAUUAUUAAAAAAUAACACAACAAAAAUAAAAAAAAAAACACUAAGCCAAAUUGUAACGUUCAACCGAUUUUUUGAAUUACGAACGCCUAAAUCCGAUCAGACUUUAACGCCUAACCUUCUUGGAUAUCUUGGGUGCUUAAAAUGGACUUGCCUUACUUUAAUUUGACGAUGUGUUUGACUGUAUAGUGGGGGGUGGCGUGGCUAGUUUAGUUAUUAGUUUAAUAUAAAGUACAUAAAGCCGGUGGGGACGGUGUGUGGGUGUGAUACCGAGGUGUCGGAGGCUUGUGUGAUGCAGCGGCGGCCGAGGCGGCGCGAUUGUCGGCUACCUGAGAAGCAGCCUUGUACGCUCGUCUGACGAAUCUGUAAAGUUCGCAACCUGCAGCAUAAUAGGGAGCCAUACGCCGCGGCGGAAAGACGGGUGCGACACGCACUCGUGAGCUAGAGGGUUGUCGGGCGUGGUGCGGGCGGCGGCCGCGAGCCCGGCACCAUGGCUACGGUGGAGGGGCGGCCGGCGCAAUAUGGCGUCACCCUACGGCAGCUUCGCGAGCUGAUGGAGUCUCGCGGCGCCGAGGGCCUGGCCAAGAUCAACGCGCUCGGUGGUCCGCAAGAAAUAUGCAAGAAGCUCUACACAUCGCCCACAGAUGGUCUUAGCGGUUCGAAAGCCGACCUGCAGCACAGGCGCGAAGUGUUCGGCUCGAACCUGAUCCCACCAAAGCCCCCCAAGACUUUCCUCACGUUAGUCUGGGAGGCCCUGCAAGAUGUGACCCUCAUUAUUCUGGAGGUUGCAGCUGUAGUCUCCUUAGGGUUGAGUUUCUACAAACCGUCAGAUGACCCAGCUGAUGUUGCUCAUCUCGACGAAGAGGAAGGUCAUUAUCAAUGGAUCGAAGGUCUGGCGAUUUUAAUAUCAGUCAUAGUCGUCGUUAUAGUUACUGCGUUCAACGAUUACACGAAAGAAAGGCAAUUCAGAGGGCUUCAAUCUCGGAUAGAAGGGGAGCACAAGUUCGCGGUGAUCCGAGGCAGCGAGGUCAGGCAGGUCCCAAUCAGCGAGAUAGUAUGUGGCGAUAUAUGUCAGAUAAAGUACGGCGAUCUGCUGCCCGCUGACGGUAUACUGCUGCAGAGUAAUGACUUGAAGGUUGAUGAAUCAUCGCUCACUGGUGAAUCGGACCAUGUCAAAAAGGGUGAAUCGUUUGAUCCCAUGGUGCUAUCCGGUACACACGUCAUGGAAGGCUCCGGCAAAAUGCUGGUAACAGCGGUCGGUGUAAACUCCCAGGCUGGUAUCAUCUUCACGCUCCUCGGCGCCGCUGUAGACAAGCAGGAGAAGGAAAUCAAGCAAAUGAAGAAAGGUGACGAAGACGCAACGUUGCCGGCGUCAGGCAACAGCCACGGCGCGAACCACGCGCGACCAGACGACAACCACGUGCCUGCGACCAGCGACAAACCUCCGCCAGAAGCUGCACAUAAAAAGGAGAAGUCUGUACUGCAAGCCAAGCUCACCAAGUUGGCUAUACAAAUCGGCUACGCCGGCUCCACAAUAGCAGUUCUGACGGUGAUCAUCCUGGUGAUAAACUUCUGCGUGCAUACAUUCGUGAUCGAGCAGAAGCCGUGGAAGGCGACGUAUAUCAACAACCUGGUGAAACAUCUCAUCAUUGGUGUCACCGUACUUGUCGUCGCCGUGCCUGAAGGAUUGCCGCUUGCCGUUACUCUGUCGCUUGCUUACUCUGUCAAGAAAAUGAUGAAAGACAACAACUUGGUACGUCACUUAGACGCUUGUGAAACGAUGGGUAACGCAACCGCAAUCUGUUCAGACAAGACAGGAACUCUCACCACGAACCGAAUGACAGUCGUACAGUCCUACAUCUGUGAGAAACUCUGCAAGGUCACGCCUAACUUCAGGGAUAUACCGCAAGAGGUCGCCGAAACUAUGGUCGAAGGAAUAUCUGUUAAUGCUGCCUUUACGUCCAGAAUUAUGCCGAGCCAAGAUCCAACAGGGCCUCCAAUGCAAGUUGGUAACAAGACCGAGUGUGCCCUGCUAGGGUUCGUCCUAGCGCUUGGCCAGAGUUACGAGGCAGUUCGUGAGAGACACCCAGAAGAAUCCUUCACCCGUGUGUACACUUUCAACUCGGUGCGCAAGAGCAUGUCCACUGUCAUCCCCUACAAGGGCGGCUACCGACUUUACACUAAAGGAGCUUCUGAGAUUGUUUUGAAGAAAUGCGCAUUCAUCUAUGGUCACGAAGGUCGUUUGGAAAAGUUCACGCGCGACAUGCAAGAGCGAUUGGUACGACAGGUAAUCGAACCCAUGGCCUGUGAUGGACUCCGAACCAUCUCCGUCGCUUACAGGGACUUCGUACCGGGCAAGGCUGAAAUUAACCAGGUGCACAUAGACCAGGAACCGAACUGGGACGACGAGGAUAAUAUCGUGAACAACCUGACCUGCUUGUGUGUAGUCGGUAUUGAAGAUCCUGUGCGACCAGAGGUACCCGAAGCCAUCAGGAAAUGUCAAAAGGCAGGCAUCACAGUGCGCAUGGUGACCGGAGACAAUGUCAACACGGCGCGGUCUAUUGCCAUCAAGUGCGGGAUACUCAAACCUACUGACGACUUCCUCAUUCUGGAGGGCAAAGAGUUCAAUAAGAGGAUCAGGGAUACUAAUGGAGAGGUACAACAACACCUACUAGACAAAGUAUGGCCGAAACUCCGCGUCCUUGCGAGAUCGUCACCGACAGACAAAUACACGCUAGUUAAAGGAAUGAUCGAGUCUAAAGCCUUCGACACACGCGAAGUAGUCGCUGUCACCGGAGACGGUACUAAUGAUGGACCUGCGCUUAAAAAGGCUGAUGUUGGAUUUGCUAUGGGUAUCGCAGGUACAGACGUAGCGAAGGAAGCAUCAGACAUCAUCCUUACAGACGACAACUUCUCAUCCAUCGUGAAGGCAGUGAUGUGGGGCCGUAACGUGUAUGACUCCAUCGCCAAGUUCUUACAGUUCCAGCUCACAGUCAACGUGGUCGCUGUUAUUGUGGCCUUCAUUGGUGCCUGUGCGAUACAGGACAGUCCUCUUAAGGCAGUACAAAUGUUAUGGGUAAACUUGAUCAUGGACACGCUAGCGUCGCUUGCGCUGGCGACAGAGAUGCCGACGCCGGACCUGCUACAGCGCAAGCCGUACGGACGAACCAAGCCUCUCAUCAGUCGCACCAUGAUGAAGAACAUCCUUGGACAGGCCAUCUAUCAGCUCUUUAUUAUAUUCUCGCUUCUAUUCGUCGGCGACAGGCUGCUGAACAUCCCGUCAGGUCGCGGCCAGGCGCUGGGCUCGGAGCCCACGCAGCACUUCACGAUCAUAUUCAACACGUUCGUCAUGAUGACGCUCUUCAACGAAAUCAACGCGCGCAAGAUACACGGCCAAAGAAAUGUGUUCCAGGGGUUGUUUACUAAUCCCAUCUUCUAUUCUAUAUGGAUCGGCACUGCGGCUUCGCAGGUAAUAAUAAUCCAGUUCGGUGGCAUGGCGUUCAGUACGGCGGGUCUGUCGAUAGACCAGUGGCUCUGGUGUCUGUUCCUCGGCGCCGGGACCCUUGUCUGGGGUCAACUCGUCACCACCGUGCCCACUAGGAAGAUUCCUAAGAGACUGUCAUGGGGCAGAGGUCAGCCCGAUCCAGAGACCAUCCAGCCCGGUCCAGACUACGAUCCAGAUCUGGAUAAGAAGCCGCGAGCUGGCCAGAUUCUCUGGAUCCGCGGUCUCACGCGCCUCCAGACUCAGGUGAUAGGUGGCGAGUUACAAGAACGAUUGAUACCCGUCCCCUACAGCAAGACGUCAACCGACCAAGCUAUCCGCGUGGUGAACGCGUUCCGGCAGGGGCUGGACUCGCGCGGCUCGCUGGCGGACGCGGCGCUGGCGGAGGCGCUGCGCAAGCAGACGGCGCUGUCGAAGCGGUUCUCGCACUCGUCCAGCAUCGAGUACGCCGACGCGGCGCGCGACACGCUGGCGCCGCACGACAUCGACGUGGAGCGGCUGUCCAGCCACAGCCACACCGAGACGGCCGUGUAGCGCCGCCCGCGCCCCGCGCCCGCGCCCCGCGCCCAGCCCGCGCCCGCGCCGCUCAUGGAUGCAAUAAUUUAGCGAUUAAUAUCAGUAUUAUGGACGCCGCCCCGACACCGACCGUGCCCGCGCACGUUACUCGAACCGUUACGCUGCCAUCGCUCUAAUUAUAUUAUUAUACAUACGAGUAAUAAUAAUGCUAAAACGAUUGUGUAUAAAAUCAUAUUUUUAAAGGUAACGAGGAUGACAAGUUUGGUAUAUUGAGUUAGACACGUAUGGUUGAGGGUGCCGGUCGAGCCGGGCGCCCGCACUAGUCUCGCAGCCACCAGUGUACUUGAGCAUAAGUUAUAUUGUUAACUAGUGUGUUUAAUUAUUCGAUUGUUUUGAAAAUAUUUUAUUAUUAUACGCGCGCGUCGCGAUGCGCGCGUCUGUUGAACAAAUAAAAAAAAUAUUGUCUAAUUAUUAAUUUUAGAUUUAAGCGCAAGGAUGAGCGAAUGGAAGUGUGUUUUUUGAAAAAAAAAAUAAAGUUUUCGCAUAGCAUCGUGUCAUCUCUUACACGGAAUGAAAUGUUUUAUAUUGCUUUUGUCAAAGACAUGUUGUGGGAGAGUGGCGGGCGGCGGCCGCGGCGGGGCGCGGCCUCAUCUUUUGUAUAAAGUUAUUUCAUUUGUAGCGCCGAUCAUCGUUUGUACGUACGCCGAGUGAUAUUACGCGCCGCGCCCGGCCCCGCCCGCGCUAACUAAAUAUAUAUACUUAACUAAAUUAUUCAACUAUUAGUUAAGGUGUUUGUUAUAAAUUUCAAUAACUUUUUUUGUUUUUACGACCUUUUUCCCCUAAAUCUAAGUAUACAUUUAAGUCAUAUCUCGAAGCGUAGACGCAUAAACUGAAAAGUUUCUAUACAAGAACCGUAAGCAACAUUCUUGUGUAAAAACCGACGUAGUCCACUUUGAACAUCUUCAAAAUGUUUCAAAUAGAAAUAUACAUUAAAAUUGUAUAGCUGAAGGUAUUUAUUUGUAAUGCUAGUCUCUUAUGAAACAAAUACUAAUUAUUCAAUUAUUAUAAUGUACUUAUUGAUUAUUGAUAAAUACUUGAAGUUUAUUAAACAAGAUAUAGUCUACGGUGUAACGAAUUGAUUUCGGAAUUCUUUGUCUAUGAGCAAUAGCGAGGCGCUCCACAUAGGCGACGUAGGAUCGCAGUCGUGGCAUUUUCAACUUAUUACGUAAGACAUGUACUUAAUCGAGUUAGUGACGAGUUGAACGCGGCGACCGCUCGCCGACCGCAAGCCGACCGCUCGCCGACCGCAAGCCGACCGCUCCCGGCCACUUGUUAUAGUAUUAUAUGAGUAUAAAUAAUGAAUCAAAACGAUCUAGCGAAUCGGCAAUGUUCAAUUUUGUAUAGAACGUUUCAUAGUAGCGGUAUUUGAGAGUUGUUACGUUUGGUUUGUGAGGUUCGUUGGUAGGCGCGUUCGUAGCCGCACGACGCGACGCGACCGCACCCGACGAACGAGUGGCGCGACAACUAUUAAAACUAUUAAACAAUCUUGUAAGUAAUUAAGUAUUAGCUUCGAAUCAAUAAAAGCCUUUUUAAAAAAAAUUAGUUAAAAAAUGAAACUAUUGAAACUUCACAAUGUUUAAAUAAAAUAAUAUUAGUUAUGAUUUCAGUGAAUAGAGAGAUUAUGGUAUCUUUUUGUGUAUUAUAUGAUAUAUUGUUUCGUUGAUAUUCGUUACCACGAGUUCCCCAAUGAAAGACAUGUAAUUAGGAGUCGAUAUCUUAGCGGUGCGUGCAGACGCGCCAACCUUUCCCUAACAAUCAAUUUGUUUGACACGACAGUCUGCCACUAACCAUAUUAGGUGAUAAGUCCCAUUGUUGUAUUUUUCGUCUCACAAUAAAUGAAAAUCUAUUUUAUUGUUUUUAUACAUGUGUUUUAUUUUUAUUGCCCUUGUUAGCUAUGCAGAUUUUUACGCCAUCUGUAUGAUAUAAAACAUUUGAGAGUUUUGAAAUCGAAAAUGAAAGUAUUUAUUUGACUAUACAAGGAAUUUGAGAUCUCUCUGGUAGUGUGAUUCAAUAAAUACCUAUGGUUGGGUAACCAUCAGAACGGAGCCUAGAGUGCCCAAGGCAAGCACCUCAUUUUUGACCCACUGCCGCUUUAUAUGCAGUUGGGCACAUGCGUCACCCCUUCGUAACCUGGCGCCCUAGGUACUUACCUAGUCAUAAUACGGCUCUGGUCAGUAUAUUUAUUUCUUGAGUACAAUAAAGAUAAAUGGUUCAUUAGUAUGAGCAUUAUUUUUAGUAAAUAUAUCCUUAUUGUGGCUAAAGUAGAAAAAAAAAUAGAUAAAUCAUACAAUUAAUGUAGAUAAUUUAAUCAAAGAAAUGUAGAGGUACAUAACAGAGAGAGCGAGGAACGUAAAGAUAUACUUACAAUAAUAAACUAGAUUACAGCACACGAAAUUCCAAGUUUAAAAAAUAAAAAAUUAACUCACAGCCCUAUGGCUGUAAACCAAAAAAUAAAUAUGACAAUAGUAUAAUAAAAUUUAGAGACGUAAAAAAAAUUAAAUGAGACAUAUUAUAUGCAAGUUAAAUACAAACAAAACAACAUUCAUCAAAACUACUGAAUAUUCCAGUCAACACAACAUUAAAAGUUUUAGACAUAAAUCGGAUACCGAGGGUUGUCAUCCCAAGGGUACCUAGGACGAGGGUUGAAAGGUGGCAGUGUAGGCAGAGGGAACUUGUAGUCAGGCAGGUGUAGAGAUCUGGCGUUACGUCUGUUAUACCCUGGGUGAGUGGGUCCUGUGUCCCGGCUAGAGGACCUCCGGCUGCCUCCUCCGUGCGACAUAUGGGAGGGAGUGCCCAAACUGCGCGCCGUCCUCCUGUUGGGAUCCAUUCUUACAUCGUCAAUGAUAGAUGGCAGCACUGGGUGGUCGGCUGAUGAAGGCGCCUUCGGUACGUCUCCUUGGUACAACCAGAGUGGGUCAUCACCCGCGUUACGCCGAGCUCUCAUUAUGAUAGGCCUUCUCGGCGGCGGUGGAGGCCGGUAAGUAGGACGAAUUAUCAACUGACAUGCUGAUUCAGCGAUCAUGAAGACCGCGAGAACUGUCAACACUAUUACCAACUUCGACAUCUUACUUUCACUGUCUUUCU
This is a messenger RNA of Spodoptera littoralis (African cotton leafworm), 7924 nucleotides long. The record is from the annotation of a GenBank genome assembly. NCBI's taxonomy places the organism in Eukaryota, Metazoa, Arthropoda, Insecta, Lepidoptera, Noctuidae.